Molecule: messenger RNA, 642 nt
Organism: Eubalaena glacialis (North Atlantic right whale)
Lineage: Eukaryota; Metazoa; Chordata; Mammalia; Artiodactyla; Balaenidae
Gene: NPPB
Product: natriuretic peptide B
Exons: 4
Coding region: 1-642 (213 amino acids)
Biological process (GO): neuropeptide signaling pathway; negative regulation of systemic arterial blood pressure; cGMP biosynthetic process
Cellular component (GO): extracellular region; nucleus; cytoplasm
Molecular function (GO): hormone activity; hormone receptor binding
Source: RefSeq, a predicted model, not a curated record
AUGGACCCGCAGACGACGCUGCCCCGGGCGCCCCUGCUCCUCCUGUGCUUGCACCUGUCGCUGCUAGGCUGCCAUUCCCACCCGCUAGGUGGCCCCGGCCCGGCCUCGGAACUGCGCGGGAUACAGGAGCUGCUGGGCCGUCUACGAGGCAGGGUCUUGGAGCUGCAGGCCGAGCAGAAGGGCCUGGAGCCCCUCCAGCAGGGCCACGGCCUCGCAGAAGCCUGGGAGACCCGGGCGGCCGCCCCCGCGGGGCUCCUCGGGCCCGGCAGCAGCGUCCACCAGGCCCUGCGGGGAAUACGCAGCCCCAGGAUGAUGCGCGACUCCGGCUGCUUUGGGCGGAGGCUGGACCGGAUCGGCUCCCUCAGCGGCCUGGGCUGCAAUGACUGUUUGAAGGUGCUGGGUUCCACGACGCUCUCUGGAGAUGUGCAGCAUGACCAACCAACCGACCAACCAACCACUAAGCUGUUUUUGCAAAGCUGUGACCAGCUUGCCAACUUCGCCACGGGAGCUUUCCUGGCGAGGUGUGAGGCAUUACAAGCUUCAAACCCAGAGUCGGAGAAGGAGCGAGCUUCUGUAAAUGAAAAUGCUGGCAUCCUCUUAGCGCCAGUCUCCCCCAACACCUUGGGGGGAGCCGUGCGGUGA